AUGAGCUUCAACUCCACCAUUCCUUUAACUGAGAGCACUCUUAGUGGGAAGGCUUUGGACUUCUACCAAGACUUGUCUUGGUUGCAACUCAUUGCAACCAUUACUGUAAUUGUUUUGUCCUAUGAUCAAAUUAUGUACCAAAUCCGUAAGGGUUCUAUUGCAGGUCCUCGUUUUAAAGUUUGGCCUAUUAUUGGACCAUUUUUGGAGUCAUUGGAUCCAAAAUUCGAAGAAUAUAAGUCUAAGUGGGAUUCAGGUCCUUUAUCCUGUGUUUCUAUUUUCCACAAGUUUGUUGUUAUUGCAUCAGAAAGAGAUUUGGCUCGUAAAAUUUUGGCUUCUUCAAAAUAUGUCAAGCCAUGUGUAGUGGAUGUCGCCGUUAAAAUCUUGAGACCUACUAACUGGGUUUUCUUAGAUGGUAAGGCUCACACUGACUACCGUCGUGCCCUUAAUGGUUUAUUCUCUCAAAAGGCAUUAGAAAUUUAUAUUCCAGUGCAAGAAAAAUAUAUGGAUCUUUAUUUGGAAAAGUUUAUUUCUUUUGACUCUCCACAAAAGUUUUUCCCAGAGUUUAGAGAAUUAUUAUGUGCUAUUUCUUUGAGAACUUUCUGUGGUGAUUACAUUACUGAAGAACAAAUUAAACUUAUUGCUGACAAUUACUUCCGUAUUACUGCUGCUUUGGAAUUGGUCAACUUCCCAAUUAUUAUCCCAUACUCAAAGACUUGGUAUGGUAAAAAAAUUGCUGAUGACACUAUGAAAAUUUUUGAAGCCUGCGCCGGUAUGUCAAAGAAGUUUAUUGAAGAAGGCGGUAAACCAGCCUGUGUUAUGGAUGAAUGGAUUCAUUUGAUGAAGGAUGCUAGAGAAAAGCAAACUGAUGAUCCUGACAUGAAGCUUUUGGUUCGUGAAUUUUCCAAUAGAGAAAUUUCUGAAGCUAUUUUCACUUUCCUUUUUGCUUCCCAAGACGCUUCUUCUUCAUUGGCCUGUUGGUUGUUCCAAAUUGUUGCUGACCGUCCUGAUGUUGCUGCCAAGGUUAGAGAAGAACAAUUGAGAGUACGUAACCAAGACCCUUCAAAGAAAUUGAGUUUGGAAAUGAUUAACGAGAUGACUUACACUAAUAAUGUUGUCAAGGAAACCUUGCGUUACCGUCCUCCAGUCCUCAUGGUUCCAUAUGUUGUUAAGAAGAAUUUCCCAGUCACUGAUACAUACACUGCUCCAAAGGGUGCUAUGAUUAUUCCAACUUUAUAUCCAGCCUUGCACGACCCUGAAGUUUAUCCAGAUCCAGAAUCUUUUAAACCUGAAAGAUGGGAAAAUGCAACCACACAAAUGCUCAACCGUAACUGGUUAGUCUUUGGUACCGGUCCACAUGUUUGUUUAGGAAAGAACUAUGUUUUGAUGACAUUUACCAGUAUGCUUGGUAAGUACCUUAUGAACUCUGAAUUAACUCACCAUGUUACUCCAUUAUCUGAAGAAAUCAAGGUAUUUGCUACUAUUUUCCCUAAGGAUGAUUUGAUCCUUGAAUGGAAGAAGAGAGACCCACUUAAGAACUAG
Molecule: messenger RNA, 1539 nt
Organism: [Candida] anglica
Lineage: Eukaryota; Fungi; Ascomycota; Pichiomycetes; Serinales; Debaryomycetaceae
Source: the annotation of a GenBank genome assembly